AAAUAUCUGUUUUCCCUCCAAAAACCCUACACACGACAGUUGAUUUCCCUCCAUUUCCCAAAACCCUAACCUCAAUUUCUUCUCUCAUUUUUUUAAGAAAGAUUCUUCUCUCAUUUGAAAUCCUUCAUUUUUGUUCUUAGAUGUGUGCCGUAAUGAGCUCUAGUGGGGGCGACAAUGUCGGUAAUAAGCCUACGAAAAUGCACUCACUUGUUGAUGACGACUCUGAUAGCGAAACCCAGUGCUUUGAUAGCCAUACUUCGAGCCCAGCAUUUUCCGGUGGAGAAGUUGAAGUUGGGAACGGCGGUGAGUCAUUACAAGAUACUAUGCCUCUUGAUAAUUAUUUGACGUUCGAAGAUGCAUUCGAAACCCAAGUAUUAGAUCUUGCUGAUGAAACCCAAGUCUUGGAUUUUGGUGGAGAAACUCAAGACGUGAAUCUCUGUGGUGAAACUCAAGACGUCAAUCUCUGCGGUGAAACUCAAGCUUUGGAUGAUGUCAAUUGGGGCGAGUAUAUGGAUACCCAAUUAUUAGAUGUGUUUGAUGAUUUGGAGGUUAGAAAGAGUGAUGGUGAAGAAACUGACAGCACUGAAGUUUUGGGUGAUAAUGAUGAUGUAUUUGUCAAAGAAAAUGGUGCUCAAUCAGUAGAUAAGGGAAAGGGUCAAUGCUCUUCUGUAAGCAAUUAUAGCGAGAAAGAACCAAUUGAGCAGCCCAAAGCUUCAUGCAAUGAACAUAGCAAUUCAGGAUCUUGGUCAAUGCGAUUUACCUCAAUUCGUGCAGCAUCUUUGCGGGCCUCUGGAAUGGCAGCUCGCUAUUCUUUAAAGGGUCCCCCCAGUUUCUCGCCUUCUAUUCCAAAUGGUGAUCCAUCCUUAAAGAAUGAUGUCCCUGAUAAUGCAAUUUUCACAAUGAAAUCUGGAAAUAAUGGUCAUCUAGAGCAGGAUCUUGGGAGAAGCAGUGAGGUGGUAAAUGGAUCAAGCAUGUGCAGAGCUGGAAAUUUGACAGCAAGAAAACUUUUUACUGAGAACUUGGAUUGUGAAAACGAGGAUCUUCCUUGUGAUACGAGUAUAGCUGAUGGAGAAGAUUUGGUACAGGCGCCUGCUUGUGAUCAGGCAGGUUUGAGCUAUGUUGAGUCUCAGGAACCUGGAGAACUAUCACAAGCAAAUGCGCUUGAUUUUGUGGAUAGAUUUCUUAAAGAGAAUGAUGAAGAGUUUGAUAAAGAAGUUUACCAUGGAAAUAGUAUUGGGGGAAAAUCAAAACUUGUUUCAAGUGUAAAAGGGCCACAAAUGUUGGCGAAGAAAGCUAAUUUUAAAAGCAUGGUUGAUGAAUUUAACAUUUAUGAUUGGGAUGAUAAUCGUGAAGAUGAAGGAGGAGGUGACAUUCUCUGCAGAAGAAAGGAAGAUUUCUUUGGUAGAGGAAGCCUUGGAAGGAGACCCUUAAAGUCUAGAGUUAUCAGAUCGGAAGAGCAGAAGGAUACUAAAAAGCUGUUGAAUGGAAACAAUAAAAGAAUGGAUGGGUGUAAUUCUGAUUCGAAAUUGAUAUCGCACAAUCUUAAUUUCGAUGAUAAGUCGUUGUUUGAUUCUGAAAGGACCUUUAAAAGGAAUCUCAUCAAUGAAUUGGAUGAACAGUCCAAUGUUGACUUUAAGGACAAACAGGUGGAAAAUAAUGCUACUAAGACAGAUGUGCCAGAGAUGUUUGAUGUAGGUGUUGAUACUCAAAUGGCCGUUGAAGCCAUGGAAGCCUUAUUUUGUGGCGAGGACAAUGCAAAUUUCGAUAUUAACGAUGAUUGUCAAGGUGUCAAAAAUAGUAUCAGUUGCAGAGCUCAGAAACGAUCGUCAAGAAAAAGAUCGUAUGUUAAUGAUGCAGGGUUUGCUACAAAGCAGUUGAAGAAAACUAAGAGCAUUGGUGCUGACAUAAGUAAUGUGUCAUCACUUUCCUCUGCAAAACAGUAUAAGAAUGUGAGAAAGCUGAGCAAGACAGAACCGAGUAUAAAAAAAUUAAAGAGAGCCAAAGAAAAUGAAAAACUUCUUAACAGUAACAGGAGCAAAAAUAUGCAAGAAAAGGUUCUUAGUUCAGGACCCAUCGCACAUCGAACUAGACGAUCAAUGGGAGCAAGUAAUCAUGAUGAAAAUGUUGAGAAAGAGUCCUUUGAGAGAAGAGGCGAGAUUAACAUUUUGACGGAGGCUGUUGCUGCCGAUGAGAAAAGUAAUAAAGCCAGAGGCCUUCAGACUUCUAAAGGGUUGACUUUGGGAAAUGCUCAGUGCAGUAAAAUUGAAAGUAGCAAACCAAACCUACAUGAAGAAUUUGCAAAUAUGGCAUCUUUUACUAAUGAAAACAAGAUUGGUGCUAUAAGCUUUCCCAAAGCAAGAAGAUCUAGUCGAAUUUUAUCACGUCAGAUUAAUAACACUGAUAAUGCUGAUGAUCUACCUGUGCCAUCGGUACAGCCAGAAGUCUUACAGACUGCCAAUGGUAGUGGGCACACAACACUUGAUGAUUUUGCAAAUGUAGGAGCUAUUACCAGUAGCAACAAGAUUGGUGCAUUAAGUUUUCCCAAAGCAAGAAGAUCUAUUCGAAUUUCGUCACUUCAGGUUAAUAAUACUGAUAAUGUUGCUGAUGCACCUGUACCAUCUGUUCAGUCAGAAGUCUUACAGAUUAGCACUGGGAGUGGGCAUACAAGGUCACGCAGGCAAACACGAUCAUCUAUAUGCGGUCAUCCACUUAUGUCUUCUGUAGAGCAUGAUGCGGAAGGAAAAUUGCCGCAGAAAAGAUUACAAGUAUUUUGCAGCAAUGCUGAAAGCGAUGAAAGGGAUGCCAGGUUGGCUGAAACACCCAGAGAGAAACUUAAACCAUCUGACUCAUCAUGUAUUACUCCACUUAACUGUAAAAUACCUAUAAGUGACGUGUCACCUAUCUGUAUGGGUAAUGAAUACAUUGACAAAUCAAGUAAGACAAGCCUCUCAAGACCAUCUCUUUUAAAAGAAAUCCGUAGUUUAAGUGCCGCCGGACCUCAAGCAACUAGUGUGUCAAAAGUAUUACGAAAGAGGAGAGAAAUAAACGAUGUUCGAGUCCUAUACAGUCAUCACUUGGAUGAUGAUAUAAUUAAACAGCAAAAGAAGAUAUUAGCUCGUCUUGGAGUAUCCGUAGCAUCCUCCAUUACAGAUGCAACACACUUCAUCGCUGAUCAGUUUGUGCGCACAAGGAAUAUGUUAGAGGCUAUUGCUUUUGGCAAACCAGUGGUGACAUCUUUAUGGAUUGACAGCUGCGGUCAAGCCAAGUGUUUCUUGGAUGAGAAAAAGUACAUUCUAAGAGAUUCCAAAAAAGAAAAGGAAAUUGGCUUUAGCAUGCCAGCUUCGUUAGCAUGUGCAGCUCAGCAUCCAAUAUUACAGGGCUUGAGAGUCUUGGUUACCCCAAACACAAAGCCUGGAGUAGAAAUUAUUUCAAAUCUGGUGAAGGCAGUUCAGGGCCAGGCUGUUGAGAGAAUCGGCAGGUCUGCGAUGAAGGAUGGUGCCUUUCCAGAUGAUCUGUUAGUUCUAUCUUGUGAAGAAGAUUAUGCAAUUUGUGUGCCUUUUCUUGAAAAAGGAGCAACAAUUUACAGUUCAGAGCUGCUAUUGAAUGGAAUUGUCACUCAGAAGUUGGAGUACGAAAGGUACAGGCUGUUCACAGAUCAUGUCAAGAAAACUCGUUCUACAUUAUGGCUGAGGAAAGAGGGCAGCAAGUUCCUUCCCGUGAAUAAAACCAAAGCAAGUUCAAUGUUGUUUUUUUAGGUCUAUGCUCUCUUUCUGAGUGCAUAUAUUGUAUAUGAUUUGUUGAAAUGCCUUGAAUAUCUUUUUUUCAUCUUUGUUGUAAAAAUGGGUUUAUGUAUAAAUAAAAAAAUUGUUUUUUUUCC
Messenger RNA from Humulus lupulus (European hop), 3877 nucleotides. RefSeq lists its product as uncharacterized. The transcript is spliced from 9 exons. Bases 141 to 3755 code for a protein of 1204 amino acids. The record is from RefSeq and is a predicted model, not a curated record. NCBI's taxonomy places the organism in Eukaryota, Viridiplantae, Streptophyta, Magnoliopsida, Rosales, Cannabaceae.